Molecule: messenger RNA, 2199 nt
Organism: Sphaeroforma arctica JP610
Lineage: Eukaryota; Ichthyosporea; Ichthyophonida
Exons: 1
Coding region: 380-2065 (561 amino acids)
Biological process (GO): nucleosome assembly; regulation of DNA-templated transcription
Cellular component (GO): nucleolus
Molecular function (GO): DNA binding; histone binding
Source: RefSeq, a predicted model, not a curated record
AAGACUAUGCCAAAUGAAUGUAUGUGCAUCCUUUUUUUUUUUCAACGACUGUAUACAUAUUAUAAAUAGACACUUUGCUGUGUUAUGAGCGCAUGGUCAGUGCAGAUACCGGAGUGAAGUGUAUAAUGCACUAAUUGGCUGUACAAAGCGUCUGCAAAGCUUACCUUUGUACGUCUGGGAAUGUACUUCAAUGGCGCUUGCUUAUAUUUAGUAAGCUAUAACAACCACAACAGCCAACAGUAAACAAGUUGGGGUGGAUAUACGUAUCUAGUACUCUGUACUCAUACUGCUGUGUAUCUUUCUCUAAGAACAUCAUUCGAUAUCUGUCAUCUACGAUAAUAUAAUAUAUAUAUAUAAAUAUCUCAAGAAGCACGCCAAAAUGGAUUACAAUGCCUUGAUGAAGAAGGCACAGAAGCAGACCAACCGGAGCACACAGGCGGCACGGGAGAUCAAAAGUAACUUGGAACGAGAGAAGCAGAAGAAAGCUGCGGUUGCCAAGGAGAUUGCUGCUGCCGACGAGUUGAGAAGGAAAAUUGAGCUGAAGAAACUGGCGAAUGUCAAAGAACGUCAGAGACAAAAGUUAGAGGCCGAGGAGAAGGCUAAGCAAAAGGAGAGGGAGAAGCAAGCAAAGAGCAAGUCUAAGGUUGGUAGACCCCCUGCUAGUCGCAGUAGUAAUGGUAGAUCUAAUACCAACGCAUCGUCGUCUUCAGCAUCAUCUGCGCGUGGAUCGAGCACUUCUAACGGCAGAACGUCCAGUGGAGGUGGCAUUGGUAGUGGUAGUAUGGGAUCGAAGGCGAAUACAUCUAGACACUCAGCAUCUUCUUCAUCGGGGCGUGAAAGUAGUGUGGGCACCGGCGGUAGUAGGAUCAGUGGCAAUAAGAUAAGUAGGGAUAGUCAGGCAGCUCCAAAGGCGGCUUCCAAACCUCUCAGCUACGCAGAGCUUAUGGCUCAGGCGCAAGGGAAAGGAAACUCGAAGACAUCGAGUUCAAGCACAAUCCCUCGCAAGAACAGUGUGAGUGGUGGCAGUGAAAAGUCGGAAAGAGUUUUGGACAGAGGUACUGACCGAGAUAAAGAGAAGAAUAGGGAUAGAGAUAGGGGCAAAGACAGCCACAGAGGGCUGGACAAAGAGAAAGUUCGGGACAAGGAGCGUAGGAGCGAAGGCGGUAGUGCUAAUAUCAGAAAGAGUGGCUCGUCGUCUGAUCUCAAACGACCUGUGAGCUCGUCGUCUGCACAUCGCAGCGACACGCGACCAGUUUCGAAUGGUAAGAAUGAUAGUAGGCCGUCUAGCAGUCAUUCGACCGAUAGACACCGCGGCAGCGGCAGUGGCAGAAGUGGCGGUGGGGGAACGCGAGAAGUUGUUAAAAGCAGGAGUGAGGAGAAGAAACUCGAGCUCAAUUCCAUCCAAAAACAGAUUGCCGAGGCUAAACGCCAGUUGGCUGAAUUGCGCAGUAGAGAAGGCAGUCAUAAAAGUUCCUCGAGUGCAUCGGCAGAAGCAUCAUUCCGUAACGGGUCUUCCUCGUCCCGCAAUAGCACCUCGAUGUCUCGCCCCUCCGUAAGUGGGUCUGCGCAGCGCAACUCGGUUAAAAGCAGCACGUCUGUGAAGAAAGUAGAACGAGCCCCGAAGAUGACCAAGCAGGAGCUUGAGGCUAAGAAAGCCGCUGACCGUCAGAAGGCCAGAGAGGAACAGAAGCGUCGUUUGCAGGAAAAGAUGAAUGCCCAGUAUGAAUCUGAGCGAAAAUAUCGCGAGAAGAACAGUGCGCGCGUGCCAGAACAGCGGCAAGUGCGUAAGCGAAGACGCGACUCGUGGAUUGACGAUAGCGACGACGAUGAAGUGGCGGACGCUAUGGCCGAGUUGCGCAACAUGACCAACUAUUCGGCGGAUAGGUUCUAUGAGCAAGAUCGGGGGGAUGACCGGGAUAUGGAGUCUGGGUGGCAUGAUAUCCUCAAGGAGGAGUCGAAAAGCGCGCGUCUGGGUCGUAUAGAGGAUGCGGAAGAGGCACGCUUGCUGGCUCUGGAGGAGGAAGCGGAAGAGAAACGGAGGAAGAAGAAGAAAUCUAGACAUUAGUGGAGGGAGGUGAUACGCUAGUAUUGACCUUAUGUCUGUAUAGUAUAUGCGUCAUGAAAUAUACUGAUACACACAAAUGUAGAAGACUACAAUAUACACAUUCAAAUUUAAAGGAAACCAUAUAUAAAUACACA